GCUGAGAUGGUUUUCCGAAAUCACAUCAACUCACUUCAGAAAGAGCAACGAUUCCUCGAAUAUCGACACCAAUUCAAGUCUCUCCUGCAGGAGACGGGAUACGUAACGCCCGGCAAGACCCUGUCGGAAGUGCAAGUCCUUUUCAUGGGCAGGGAAUGUUUUGAGGCUCUCUCCGAGGCCGACUGCCAUCAUAUUUAUGAUCUCCAUCAGAGGGAUAUCACAGAGAAGGCUCGCAAAAACUUCCAGGAAUUGUUACUGGAACACGCCCAUCUGUUUUAUCAGUUCAAGAGCAUUGCGCCGUCGGGUACGGUGACGCAAGAUGAUAUACGGGAAAUCACUGAAGAAUUGCAAGAAGAUUCGCGUUACAAAUCGCUCGACCGGCUGGACAACGAACGAAGGUUAUUGUUGCUCCAGCAUCUCGGUUUCGUCCAUUGCCCUAUUCGUGAGCAUUGCCCGGCCCAUCCUAAUUGCAUGGACGCUGUCAUCGAGCGGCUCAUAUCGGUCAAAGCUCAUCGACCGUCGUCGUGGAACCGGAAUAGUCAGUGGUUGCUGGGAAGUGGCGGCAGUGACAACAGUCAACUCAGUCUGAUUUUGCUGGGCGUUGGAGAUUUGGCGCACGAACUGGCUGGUGAAAUUCGUGCAUUGUGUGACGAGGACGAGUACGAAAUGGACAACCAAGUGUACAGCCUGGAUUAUAGGAUCAUCGACGGAGACGUCAGUUUGCCGCAGAACUCGUUCCGGACGGUCCGAGUUCACUCCGCAGGGCUGUUUUUGCGUGUUCUCCAACGCUGAAUCUUUCGAAUACAUCCGCGACAGCUUGGAGAAAACGCUGUUGUCCAACCUGGAACAGGAAGACAGGUUGCCUUUCCAAGGAUUGCCCAUCGUCAUCGUCAUGGCGGCCGAAACGUCGCUAAGCGAAACUGACUAUGAACAUCUCAAAGGCGAAGGAUUAAACCUAGCCGACAAUCUCCAAUGUCCGUUCAUCGAAGUCUCACAGUCGUCGUCAACCUCAUCCAUGGAUGGCGGCAAAGUAGGGGGAGGCGUUUCAAUGGAAGAGGCCGAGCGAAACGGGGAAUCACCGGCGGAAGUUCAAACUCAGGGCGAGCGCUUCAAUCCGCACUUAGUCAGCAGCGCCUUGCGGGCCUUAGUCACGAGUAUUCAGCAGCGAGCCGGCUUCCUGAACGUGUGCCAAUCAUCCUUGUCGUCCGGAAUAAUGGACGGCCCCUGUCAGCCUGACAUCCGCAUCAUCCUUUCGAUGCUUUGUGCCGAUCCGUUCUCGGUGGAGAGCGUCCUCGGCCCACUUUUGUCGCAUCAGUGUUGUUUUCUUAGUGGCGAGCGCAGUCUGACGUUGGAGACGUUUCUGGGCGAUUCCAAACGUCGAGUCGAAGUGGUCGUGACUUCGUACCAUUCGGCCGACACCUUUAGGGAUGAUCUUGUUCAUGGCUUCGUCUUGGUGUACUCGACCAAACGAAAGGCUUCAUUAGCCACUUUGGUUGCCUUUUCUCAAAACAUUCCUAAUUUGCCCAUCCAGAUCCUGGCUGUGACGGAGAGUGGCGGCGCAGCAAAUGCCUUCUUCAGUUCUGAACUUAGUCAUCAGCUCAUCACGGCCGGUAAUGCGGCAGCUGACCGUCUCCAGGCUCAUUUCAUGACGCUGAGUGCAUCGGCCAAUCCCAAGUCAGCGACCUACACGCCCUUCUUCAAAGAGGUUUGGGACAAGAAGAUGGAGAUUGAACAGGCCUUCCAAUUGGAAGACGUUUCGGGUUUGAACGACUCCGGCGAAGGGACGCUGGAACGGCCGUUGAGAAGGACGCAGCCUAUGCCACCUCCGCGUCACAAUGCCGGACCUGUUUACGGUCGUUGCGGUGUUGGUAUUUACGGCCAGCGGUCUAGCAGAGCCGGUUCAAAUGAAGGCAGUGGCUCCGAGAUUUACGAGCGAUUACCAACUGACGGUUCGCUGGGCGAAGACGGUGAAGACGCAGUUUCGCCCACCUACCCCGACGAUCGAAGGCUAACGCCAAGCGACGACAGCGAUCUCUAUUCUACUCUUGACCGGCCCAUGCAACGUAACAAGAAAGAAAAUGGUGUCGGCGAGAGUCUAGUCAAGCCAAGUCAUCUCAAGAGUCGCCAAAAGACCAAACAAGGCGGUGGUUUCCAAGUUUUUCCACCGCCCAGUACACCACCAGAACCGGCACCACCUGAUCGAGGCCCGGCCGUUUCCAACCCGCCUUCGCAUUCGUCUUCGCAAGCGCCACAUCCACCGCGCUGGCAGCUGCUUCACGGUGCCACGGUUUCGUCAUCUCUGCCCACCGCUUCCUCACACACGAGCCUCGACGAGGCGGCAUCGGACGCUUCAUGCUCAAGGGACUCAAUCUCGACGUCUCAGACAGGAUGGAUGGACGAUUCCGUUUUCCUCCGUACACGGAACGAAUUGGAAGAUGAAGCUUGGGGUCAGAGCAUAAGCGGCGGCGUACCUGGUGCAGAUUCUUAUUCUCAUCGAGCUUUCACGACUGGUCGAAGGAAAGGGCUCCCGCAGCAGCAAGUGCAACUACCUGGCCAUCUUCCACACACGAGUAGAAAGCAACAACAGCAGGUGUAUCAACAUCCUGGCAAAUUGAACCCUAAGGAUUUCGCCAAUGUGGCUGACGCUAUCGCCAGGAUGAAAUUGGUGUCGAGCGGCAAGGAAUGCCCGACUGUUCCACCGCCACCUCCGCCUCGGCUGGCCAAGAGUAAAGAUAGUCACGGUCAUCGCCAUUUCGGCUCUUAUGACGGUGAUUACAGCUACACGUCCGCUCAGGAUGCGUUAGCCAGUGGAGCGCAGACCAACACCUCUAAAUCUCGCAGCCGCUAUCGCCGCGAAAAGGAGCGACCAGCCGUUUACUCGGACUCGGAUAGCAGCGACAGUUCGCUGGAUCGUCGGCCGAAUAUCUCUGGAGCCGGGCUGGGUGAUGGAAGUUCGCGGCCGCCACGCAAAUCAUCGACGCACAAAAGGCCACGUCGGAAGCGAGCUGCUAUUCCUGUGGCCACUCCUCGCGUCCCAGCUUUGCCUUCCGCCAAUAGCCAUUCAACGACUUCUAACUUGCUUCCUUCCGGCAUGCCUCUUCCGCUCUCGGCACGUUCCAGAGGUCAAACUUCUGGUGACACCACUGCUGCUGCUGCUGCUGCUGCCGCCGCCGCCGAUAAAGGAAUCGGACCACGGGAUCCCAUCUACUCCGCUUUACCCGACGAUGAUCCCGGCAUGGAUGUGGCAUCGCCCCGAGAACGUGAUUUGGGAUCUCCUUUGGUUGGUUUCAUGUCGCGGCAAAGAAAUUCAGAAGGUUCCGGCGGCGUCGGAUUGGUCACGGAGCAGGAUCGAGCAGAAAGGGACCCAUCGACACAACGACGAAAGGAUAAGGCCAAAGCGAAGGAUGACGAGAAGCAAGAGAAGAGGCGGUUGAAGGAAGAAGAGCGUCAGCGACGAGAGCGAGAAAAGGAAAAGGAACGCGAACGUAAACGCAAUCUCAAAAUGACGAAGGAAGGAAAGAAGGAGAAAGCGGCGCCCACGUUAGAGGACGUUGUUCUCGCCGAAGGCCGGGCCAUUCCGCUCUUCCUGGAAACCUGCGUCAAAUUUAUCGAAGCCGAAGGUCUCGACUCUGAGGGCAUUUACCGGGUGCCGGGCAAUCGGGCCCACGUAGACAUGCUAUUCCAAAAACUAGAAGAAGAUCCUAAUUAUGAUAUACACGAACUGGACAUCGCGGUCAAUGCCGUGGCUACAGCCUUGAAAGACUUCUUCAAACGGUUCCCUUCCAUAUUAACGCAAGAACAAAUGAGCGAAAUGGAAGAAAUUUCUAUGACCCCAGAUCGAAGUUGCCGAUUGUUGGCCUUGCGGGAUCUCCUGACGAAAAAACUGACGCCGGUCAGUUUCAACGUGCUCAAGUUCAUUUUCCAGCAUUUCGUCAAGGUGACGGAGAACUGCAAAGCCAACAGUAUGGAUUCGAAGAAUUUGGCUAUUUGCUGGUGGCCGACUUUGUUACCGUUCGAAUUCACCGAUAUGAUCCGCUUCGAAAUGAUGAGACCUCAUCUGGAGGACACGGUCCAGGCUAUGAUCGAUCAGUUCCCUUUCCUCUUCUUAGGCAAAGAUGAAAUUGUCAUGGUGUAAUGAUUUGGCCAAGUGUAACGGCGCCCUCCUCAUCCUUGGGCAUUUAAUUGUACCGUGCGUGUCUCUUUUUCCAAGUUGGUCGGCGACAUUUGCGUUUCGCUAGCUUUGAAAAAGGGAAAAAAAUUGGAAUGAAACAGAUCACCAAAACUAAGAAUCUGUUAGAUCUUCAGUCGCAGAAACAAUAAUAAUAGUCGCCCCGUCUAAUUCUUAAACUGCUUCAGCAAUUCUCGCAUUAUCCAAAAGUGUCCGUUUGGUACGUCGUUGUGUCUCGUCCUCGCUUGUCCGUAAUUUUUUUGUUUUGUUUUGUUUUCUUCGUGUACAUAGCCUGAAUUCACGAUCGUUUGUGUUUUCGAUUCCGUGGAUGGUACUGAGCAAUAGGAGCGUGAAGCAGCCCGAUGCUUAGCUGCUUAUGGAAAGGGUCUACUCGAAAACUGAAAGACAAAUCACCGCUUCAUUCAAAUCGUGUUGUCGUGUUUGCUUAAUUGAUUAUCAUUUCUUGAUACCCUCGUGUCAUUUUGUGCAACCUUGUUUCACUUUCGGUUUGUUGAUCUAACAACACGAGUUUCGUUAGCUCGUCGAAUUUUGAUUUCUCUUCCCCUUGUGCAGUUUAACACUGUUGAUGCUUUAGACGAAAGAAGAAAAACACGCGAUAACACAAUGAACAGCUGUUGUGACUUUGUCGUCAAGAGUCGUUGAUAAGCUUGUUCUGCUGGAAGUCGGAACUUGUUUGGCGGUUCAGGGAGUUUCUCGAGUCAACAUGAUGUAGAUAUAUAAUAAAAACUUAAAUCGAGGCUUAACAAAGCAAUCUGAAAUUGUCUCCCACGCUCUCUGGAUGUCUUCAAUAUUUGGCUUUCUUUUCUCCCCGAGCACGAUUCGAGCUGAUUGUGUGCCAUCUCUCGACAGCUGUAAAAUGUCCUUGUUUACAGUUGUUUCUUUUUGUUGAAAUUUCCCAAAUUUUCGAUCAUUAAUAACCCUCAUUUACGAUGCUUCGAUCUAGGAGCUCGACAUUGCUGCUGCAGAUUGGGAUGCCAACACUCAUUACUCUUCAGCGAGUCUCACGUUCUUUCUUGUUGGUAACAGCUCCUACCAAUGAUUAUCAUGUUUAUCGCAAAAAGAACAAGUCCAGAAAAUACAAAAGUGAAAUAUCGAA
Daphnia magna is the source of this 5285-nucleotide messenger RNA. Its product is annotated as rho GTPase-activating protein 190. The record is from RefSeq and is a predicted model, not a curated record. Gene Ontology annotation, biological process: signal transduction. Lineage: Eukaryota; Metazoa; Arthropoda; Branchiopoda; Diplostraca; Daphniidae. The transcript has 14 exons. Bases 893 to 4135 code for a protein of 1080 amino acids.